CCGUCUCGUGCUCGCGCUGCCAGUCGUUUCGUACACGAGAAGGCGCUUCGGUCGCAUGGCCGCCCUCAGUACUCGCGAGCCUCGCUCGGUGUGUGUUUCGUGGUGUGGUUGUCGUCGCCGUGACUGUCGUUCCCAGUUGUUUCCGGCCGCCUGUCUCGCACGUUGCCUGUCCGCGCGACGUUCGCAAUUAAUUCCGUUCGCGAAUCCGUCCCGCCCGACGCGACGGCCGUCUCGUCGCGAUUCUCCGCCGCCGCGAACGAUAUCCCUCGCUCUCUCUCGCUCUCCUUCUCUUUCACUCUCGCGCGAACGGGAGGAAGAGGCAGCGGCGGCGGCGGCGGCGGCGUCCGUUGAGUUCGUGUCGCCCGUGCGGCACGUAUCCGUGUGUCAGUGUGCGUGAACAGUGCGUUGUGUACUCCAGCGUCGUCGGCGCCGACGAGGAAGAUCGCCGGGAUCUCCCGUGCCCUCUCUCGGUCGCCAUCUCUCCGCUCUCUCCGUCUCUCGCGACCGUUUCCUUCCCAUCCGCGUGACGGCGACGUUCCACGUUCGCGUGUGCUACGGAGUUUGGAGUACUACGCGCCGCUCCCCGUGUGUUUACGAUCGUUGCGUCCUCUCUAUCGCCGUCUCACUCUCCUCUCACCUGCGCUCCUCGUCUCGCCUCGCCUCGCCUCGCUGCCUGGCGCGGACAGGUGUCUCGUGGAAGCAACGGAGGAGAGAGCCGACGCCUGCUCUCUGUGAUAUAACGUCGGGCCUUCGCGGCGCCUCGACGGCCCUUCCCGAAUCCUGCCGAGAAAACGAGCCCUCCACUGCCUGAGUCGUCGUUAUCGUCGUCUACCGACAACCGCCAGAAUACGGACGCGGAGACGCGACUCUCCUUCAGUCAUCAACGUCGCUCUCGCGGUUCUCCGUACGAGAUAUUUUCCAUGGUAUGUGCCAAUCGCGAGGAAUUCCGUUGUAAAUAGCCAGCGUCUCUCCAUGAAGCCGGUCUCGAUUUAAACGACUUUUCGUACGUUCGUCUACUCUGAUGGAUCCCGUCAAGGUGCACCGUGCCAUAAUCUCGAUAGAAUAACCGAGUUGCUUCCCGCACCAAGAAGAAAUUUCUAUCUGGAGCGUGCAAGAUAAUUAGCUCGACGUCUGUAAUCGAGCGGGCGAUAACGAGAGCGUCAUUCGUAUACAUGUGAUAUAAUCACGCGCUUAAACGACGCUCGAGAGAUCACGUUGUACACUCAAGUAUACGCAAGUUUACAAGUGAAGAGUUGAAAGAUCUCUCGGAGCAAUCGGCGCCUCUUUGCGCGACGCGGACGAUCAGAUGUGCGCUCGCCCGGGAGGGAUCAGUAAUCGCCGAUAGUUGGUCGACAACGACGACAGUCGACCGCGCGUAAUCUCGAGGUAUCUCGGGGAUCAUUAUCGUUGUCACGGGAUCGCGCUCGAGCACGUGGGAGCCGCGCGAAUCUCACCGUCGAGCCGUGGAGCCGCGAACGAGAAGUGGUGAACGACGACGACGCGAGCCGCUGCCGCCGAUCCCUCGAGCAGGUGCACACCGGGAUGCGCGCCACGCUGACAGGGACCACCCGGUAGCUCCGUUGCCGGCUUUCGUAGCGAUCCUCAGCCCGUGGCGCCGGAAGAGACGGGGUCGCUGCAAGGAUCGGGCCCCGAACGCGAUGUCCAUACGCGUAAGUGGCGUCUACCUGGUGCCCACCAGCCCGGGCGCCACCGACAACGGCGGCAAUGACAAGAGCGGCGGUUUGGCUGUGGAUGGCAAUCUGCAUCAUCAACAGCAGCACCAUCAUCAUCACCAUCACUCGACGACGAAAACGGUGACGAUCGUGACGGCGCCGCAGCGCAGCAACAGUCUGGAUUACCUUAACUUCGAGGAGAAGCGACAGAUCAUCGCGUCGUCUUUGUCUUUGAGUGACUUUUUGGCGCAUGGACCAGCAGCAGCCGCGGCUGCCGCCAAGGAGGUAGCGGCGAACACGGUGAUCGCGAAAAAGCAAAAUGGUGCUGCUCUGCGAACAAAUAGUCUGGGUUCGGGUGCGAGAACGCCGCCCUUGGAAAGAAAAAGUAAAUUUUCUGCCCUCGGUAGACUCUUCAAACCUUGGAAGUGGAAGCGGAAAAAGAAAUCGGAUAAAUUUGAGGCCGCUUCUCUGUCGCUCGAGAGAAAAAUCUCAGUACGUGCCAGCAGAGAUGAAUUGGUGCAGAAAGGGAUAUUGCUGCCCGUGAUACGGUCGACAUCGUUUCCGGAAAAUGAAACGAUAAGCGAGUCGGCGACGGACGCGCAAAAACCACCGACGCCGCAGCAAACGCCUCAACAACAGCAGCAACAACAACAGCCGUCGCAGCAACAACCACCCGGCGGUACCGUGGCUGGUGGCACCGGGGGUGGCGACGGCACCCCCGCGGCAACACCCACGUCCGCCGGUAACGUGCAGCAAUCCCAACAAGCGGUACCUUCGGCCACGCCGACCCCGACGACUGCCAACCCGCAUUCUACUGCAGGACCGCCCAGCAGCAAUCAACCAUCGCCUCAUCCCUCGCCUCUCUACCCCGUGAUGCCACAGCAGGCCAGCCAGCCCAACGGCAGCACGCAAGAGCCGAAGAAGGAAAAGACUGAACAGAAUGCGAAUGGCGCGAUAUCGCCGAAUGGCGAGCCGCAGGCCGCCAAUUUGGGCACGGCGGUGCCGGUCCCGGGCCCGGCCCCGGAUGCCGGGAACCAGCAAAAGCCGAACAGGCCAAACACCCUCGACCCCAGGGUGAUAGCCAGGAGGCUGAUCUUGUUCGACAUGGACAAGGGGGUGCUGGAUCAGAGCGCCGACAAUCAGCAGGUAAUCGAGAGGUGUUAUCCAUUACCGCCUCAGAAUACCCUGAUGCUGUCGGAGCUCCCAGAACCGCCGAUUCCUUUGAGUGAAAUCGGCCCUAUACCACCCCCGCCCAUGUUCAGCUCCCCGAGUCCCACUUUACUGGCGAGACAACGGCAAAUCCCGGUCUCGGACUGCGAGGACGAGGAUGAGGAAGACGUCGAUGUGGAGGAGGAGGACGACAAUAUGUACGCCUUCAGGGUGUCGCAGCCAGAUCCGGCGAUCGACACGUCUCGCGUUGAAGAGAUACCGGCGAAGGAACCUAAGUUCCACGCGGUACCGCUGAAGAGCGUGCUGAAGAAACGGGGCUCCGGAAGCGGACCCGGCACGCCGCAGAACACGCCGACGCAGGAGAACAGGCCGCUGACACUUCGCCAGGAGCUCCACGCCUCGUUCAAAAGGCCACCGUUGAGGCCUAGGAUGAGAAUAUGCAGUCGACCGGUCAGAUUCGGCCUCGCUCUACCCUGCACGUUGGAGAACAAGGAGAACGCGAGACCUUACGUCAUCCGAGAAGACGCGGACGGCGACUCCGGCGACGGACAAGUCCUCUACAGGGAUGAUUACGACGACGAGAAAAAUUCGACGCCUUCUGUCUCGACAGGCCGUUUGGCAGCCAAGAUCGCGCGUAAGGAAUCGCUUUCGCUGAAACUCGCCCUCAGGCCGGAUAGACAGGAGCUCAUCAACAGGAACAUCCUUCAGCUGCAGACAGACAAUGAGAGGCAGGAGACGAAAGAGGCCAUUGGCGCCAAGCUUAUCAGGCGGCUGAGCAUGCGGCCGACCCAGGAGGAACUUGAGGAGAGGAACAUUUUGAAAAAACAAAGUCCCGCCGAGGAGAAGAAGCAGAAGGAAGAGAAGAAGCGCUAUCUCCUGCGGAAGCUGAGUUUCCGACCGACUGUUGAAGAGCUUAAGGAGAAAAAAAUCAUCCGGUUCAACGACUAUAUCGAGGUAACGCAGGCUCACGAUUACGACAGAAGAGCCGACAAGCCUUGGACACGGUUAACUCCGAAGGACAAGGCUGCUAUUAGGAAAGAGUUAAACGAAUUCAAGAGCUCGGAGAUGGCCGUUCACGAGGACAGCCGACACCUCACCAGGUUCCAUAGGCCAUGACAAUUGCAAUGUGUUGAGGUGCUACAGUGUGGUGCGGGUAUACGUGAAGGUGCAGUGUGGUGGCUUCGUGUUGAGGCUGGGUGAAGAAAGAAGGAAGAAAGAAUCGGCUAAUCGUUACUUCCGGAUUUAAGGCCGGAACGCGCGAUACUCGUCCGAUCGGUGAUUUCUUUGACGUUGCUGCGUCGUGUCGUUCGUCGUUGUCGCCAAACAUCAUCUACUGGCACUUCUUCCAUCAUCGUCAUUUAUACACGUCAACGAUAAACGCCACUAUGACGUCGACGAAGAUUGUGAUAGGGUGACUCGCCGCCCCGUCGAAGAGGACUUGGCGGGUCGCUCGCCGAUUUCUUUUCAUAAGGGUCGUUCACACCCGUGCUUGGCCGAACAGUUGUUCGCGCUUUCCAACAUAUAUCCAACUACUCUUCAUCUUUGUAUCUUCGACACUGAUCUCGUUAUACUACACGCGUCGAGGUGUUUAUAUUAUCAAGAUAUCUUGAAAAUAUUCUUAAAUCUUUGCGCGAUAAAUUCUCAAGUAGAUACGCUACGCGCGAGUAUCUCUUUCCGCAUUCAACGACAUCAUUGAAGCUUAAAACUACGAUCUGUCUCCUUCGGGUUCAGCUCUUGAAAGCUUGCCGUUGUGAAAAUCAAAACGCUGUAUAGUAAGUAAGACUUUUUUAUCGAAACGCUCACGUGUGUCCGCAUGUUUACGCUGAAUAAGAUCGGUAGUCAUUUUUAAUUACAUAUCUUAUCUCGUUCAUCGACAUUUCUUGUUAUGAAUUUUUUUAAAGUUUUUCUUUGUUGUAUAAUAUAUUUAAGAAUUAUGUGAGACGUGAAUACACGUCUGUCACGGAUGUAUUUUAGUGAUAAAAAGAUUAUGUACGAGGGAAGCGCCGCGUGUCACACGUAUAUCAAUGCGUGAGAACAUGUAGAUUAAUCGCGUGCAAAUUAACCAUGUUUAAAAUUAAGCAUGAGCCUUCGGCGUAAUUCUCUGGACACUACGAGCGCGCGUGUGAACAUACCCUUAAACAUGUAAACAUCAUUUUGCAAUCAAGCUAGCUCAUCAGUGUCACCUGGCAUCGUUGUAUAUGUAAAUGUCUCUCAAGUUUCGAGCCAUUAUAAAACAGAGAUAUGUGAUAUGUCUCGUUGAUAUCACGAAAGGAAAGAAUACUCGAAUCCUGUAAUAUUCAAGGAUCAAACGGGAGAUACAUCACAUUACAAGCGAUUUGUCUCGUAAAUAACGUCGAGUAAAGUGAGUUCCGUUUAGUUAAAAAAAAAAAAAAAAAAGUUUUAGUAUUAAUAUUUUUAUACGUUGACGAAUGAACAGCAGAGAUUUUCCGCAAAAUCAUUUCUCGAUAUAACCCUCGUUUUUAAUUAUUAAGAUUAUUCGGCUGACGUCCGAAAAUGUGAUUUACGAUAAUUCCAUGUUCUCACGAUUUUCCCGCGGUCCGCGCAGAGAGUAUUCAUUGCUUGAGACUUUACUAACACUAUUGCGUACAUAGUUCGUUAUAAGCUCUUCGUAUACACCAUGCGAGGAAUGAAAACAGCCAUUCAGUGUCUACGACAAUCGGUCGACUGCUCGAUCGACAAAACUGUUUUCCUUUACUGCCAGGUAUCACUCUCUCGUGGGGCUGCCUUGAGGAGCAAGCGCUUACGAUUAUUAUCUAAAAAAAAAAAGGAAAAAAAUAAAAUUGGACGUACUCCGUUCGUGGGAAAUCAGAAAUGCAUUGUGCAAUUAAACUUUGUACAGAAAUUAGAUAGGGUGUACAUUAGUGACUAUUAUUAUCAUCAUUGUUAUAUCGAUAAUAUCGCUAUAGGGACGCUCUAUGGUCCUCGUUAAUUUCGAUCGCGUGUGCGCGCUUUAAUCGCGGCAGUGUUAACAAAUUCAGAGCAGAUACGCAGGUCGGUUGUUGUUCCGUAUUCGUUGAGUGCGAAUAAAUUCACGAUAAAAUCUCGUUAAAAAGAAAGUGGUUAAACGCAUUUACGAUAAAUACGUACGUUUACUGUGUAUUUUGAAGGAUACGUUUACUUCAAUGGCCCGGUAAUAGAAGAAAACUAUAUCGUUAAAAGCCCGGGAUCGCGCCUGAAUCGGCCAUUUAUUAUCAGAUUAAUUUAUGCCCGCAUCAACUGCAGCGGAACAUCAACAAUAAUUACUCUGCUCAUGUAAAAGCAAUUUGAUGGGUCAAGUGGAUUGUAGUUCUAAGUUAUAGAUCUGUCUAUAAUACUGACGGACAGAAGAAAAAAAUUGAAUUAGGCAGAAUUAGCGCUAACUGACGCCCGGUGAUGACCGGCUCUUAGUAUCGAAAUUCGUUCAAGUCCGUUGUUCUCAACAGAGAAUAGAACGAGGAAAAAGAGUAGUCGCAUUACAAAUCGCCAUAUUGCGCGCAAAUUUGUAUCUAGAUUCUUAGCAGAUCGAAAGAACGAAGUCCAACGACGGAAGAGGAAAAAAAGUAAUGGGUAAAAGACACGAAGACACGUGCCUCGAUGUGCGAUGUCUUGCACGCUUAUCUCUGGAAGCUUCUUGCAUCCCUUUCCCUGCUUAUCCUACCCCAGUUAUGCAAAACCGACCCUCCUGCUCACGUCAACGCGACGGAGGUUCGUCACACCUCCUUGUUUUGGAGAACCGGCGAGCGAAACAAAGAAAAAAGAAACAAAGAGAUCGCGAGCUACAGUCUUGCGCGACAGGCGGAAUCUACGGCAGCGGUGAGUAAAACGAAGUCGUGGUCGACAGUCUACUUUCCUCUCCUCGUUUAGAAAUCCUAGUUUUUAACGAUCGUCCAAUGGGGUGAGAGGAUCGGUGUGUAAUGUGUCGAUCUUUCUCUUAACCCGUCGGUGAACUCAGCUGUUCGAUAUUAAUUCGUCAACUUCGAGGUCGUCGAAGGUAUAAAGGACGUGACGCCUCUACCUUCGGGAAAUACCACGAAGAAGCACGUCAUAAGGAACGUCAUAAAAUAAUAAGCAGGGAGAUUAAAGUGUCUCUCUCGUUCCAUUGGUCGAGCGCUGUGGCUACCAUGUAGUCGACAAAUAUAUCCAUUUCCGGAUUGCCUGGGUCGGUAUGAGUGCGUACCCACGUGUAUGUGUGUGAAUAAUGUGCAUGGAGAGAAAGAUGGGAGUGAGAGAGAGAGAAAGAAAAAGUGUGUGUAUGACAUAUUACGAACAAAUAUUUUAGAAAGAGAGUGGUCGAAAUUUGAAUGGAGCGUCUCUGCGACAGUCUUUUUUUUUUUCCCUGAGCUACGUUCGAAAACGUAUCUUUAUGUCGUCCUGCAUACAUUUUCGUAAGAGAACGCCACAAAGAGUCUCGUGCACACACUAGAAGUUAAAUAAAAAAAAGGCAGCUGUUUCCACGUCGGAGUAUAUAGCAAUGAAGUUAUUUAAUUCAAGGAAGUUAGGCGCUCGCGCGCGUGAUGAACUAAACACGAAUAAAUAAUAAAAUUGUUCUCCAAUCAAUUCCGAUUUAAUUUCGUUUAAUAGGAAUGUUAACUCGAAAUUGAAAUUUAACAUUGAAGAGAUUACAAUUAUAAUGAUUUUCAAUCACAUUUUCGAAGAAAAAUAGGUUCCAGAUUUUUUAAGAGAUAUAGUAAGAGUAGUGUUAUACAUCGUAAAUGCUUCACUAAAUUGCGUUACGAAAAUUAAACAGUUAAAUAAUUCAGCAUCGUUGUCGAUGGAUCACCAACAUCAUGCGUCAAAUAAGUAAAUGACUGUUUUCGAAUAGGGAGGACUGGAUCAACUGUGGAACGACGUUCUCGAACGUAGCUUCACAUCCUCACAUCUGUUCGAAGCGUCCACUCUCUGAGCGUGGAACAAAGGCAAGAAAACUAUAAAAGCACGACAUGCGAAACAUAUGUCUAAUAAUGAAUGGUUUUGUGUAUGUACAUAUUAAUAUAUAAAUAUAUAUAUACAUAUAUUCGCAUAUUGUAAAACACCGUGAUAGGAAAGAGGAGCCACUGCUACACGCUACACGAUAUUACGCAAUGUGUAAACGGUGAAUACUUAUAAAUACUAAUUUUUAGAUAACGGCGCGCUCUAAAUGCAAAACAAUACACCAUAUACAUAUAUAAAUAUUAUACAUAUAAAUAUAUAUAUAUAUAUAUAUAUACAUAGAUAUAUAUGAAGCGUACAAGCAGUAUGUGCAUUUUCCAGCACAGAUAGUUGGUAUUUUGUGUACAAAACUGAAAAACAAUUGUUGGACAUUUUGUGGACGCGCCGAGUUCGAAGCCGCGCAUCGUGACGGAGGCGAAGGGAUGAAAUUAACGUCUCCGUUACAAUCGCAUUGUCGAACGAUUGAACAACGAGACGAUUGGCCGAUCGACGGCGCGGAACGGCACGAACGCGCGUCGCGAACCAUCGACCCUGUAGUUACUUCAUGUAUUGUCAUCCCAUCUGAAUAUAAUGAUAUUAACGUCCAAGUUUAGCGCAUUCUCUCUCUCUCGUUCGCAUCCUGCUCGACGACGCGCAUCCGAACCGUUCCUUUUUCGUGUUUCGCACCGCGCAUAAGCGAAUUCCGUUUAUUCUGCAAAAUAAAUCCCAAAACGUGUUGACAUUAAUUUCCUACAUCCUUCAGACAAUUCUUUAAAAUUCUAAUAAACCUUCGACACUUAAACAAAAAACAAAAUAUCCUAUCUAAAAAUAUAUAAAUCUCUCGUAACGUUUUCCGAAAGAAACAAAGCUAAGAAGUUAUCCCGCGGUUUGCAGAAUAGCGGAAGUCCAGCAUGCGGGCUGUAAAAAGAAGAAUGAGAAAGGAAGGAGUUUCGCAAUUGAACCGUGAAAACGGAUGUGUGGGGUCUACUUGUAUCAUAGCAUCUUUACUAGUGAAGCAUUGUAACGACAGUAACAAUAAUAAGGAAUCAUAGUAAUUUAAGAGUGAGCGCGAGAGGAGAGGAGCGCUUGAGGGAGAGAGUGUAGAUGCGACGGUGCGAACCGGUGGUUCUCCAGUUUUCCAACCCUUUCCGCGACACUGAGGAACCUCCGGUCCUGCGACCGCGAGAAUAGGCUUAGGGCACCUUCGCGCGGGAUACUCGUUGCACGAAUCCUCCACUCGCGGACUCGAAUCUGCCAAAGGGAAAACGCGCAAAUGUCGUCGGGGGUCGUAUACGGGAUGUCCGCUUGAGGAGGACAAAUCAAUCGGUACCGAGUAUCCGGCGCAAAGGGCGAGCCUAGAGAUUUUUACCAAAAUGACUCCACGCCACGCGAGGUGAAGACAGUUAGACAUAAUUCGUUCCGUUUUUCGCGAAUGAAAACUCGCGGUCUGUGACGGAGGAGCGAUCGGGAAAGGAGCAGCGUUCGGGAGUUCCGCUGGCGCGAUCACUCGGAAUGAAAUUUUGCAUUUUUUCCGUGCGCGAUCUCGCAGAUCCUUAUCCCGGCUUCUUUUGUCGCAAUCGCAGUACGUCGUAUGGUAUAAUCGUCGUUUCCGGAACGUGCGAUGGGUGUGCAAGGUGUGCGACUCCGCCUUCGUGGAGGAUGAAAUGAUCUCCCUACGUCUUUUUUAUUAUCGCGCAUUUCGCCCGGACGCGAGGAUUAUCGAUAGGAAAAUGAUUCGAAUGUUUAGUUUAGAAGAGAGAAUUUUAGAAUUUCCUUUUUUUUUAAAAACCAAUGCGCACAGAGGCGCUUGAAUAAUUAUUUGGCGCUAGCGACGACUAGCGAUGUAACUAUUCGCGCCUCGCGUCGCCGCCGCAUCAUUUUAACUUACGUUCGCAUUGUUUUUAAGAAACGUCACUACACGCGUUCUCGCACGCGCGAAGCGUGCGCUUUUCUUUCCACUCAGUUCGUCCGCCGAUAUUAGCGUCGUUCGGUUCGGAACAUUCGGCCAGUGAUCGACCGCUGACGCGUUGCACGGGACGUAAUUUGGAAAAAAAUUGUAUUAUAUAUCGAAACCGAAAGAUCCUCUAUAUGUAAGAAUAAUGAUGUAUAUAUAUAUAUUAUUACACACGGUAAAUUUGGAUUAAUUGCACUCUCGAGAGAUGAGCUGCCCCGCUGAUCCAAUGAAAGAAUCAAGACGCACCGAGAAGCGGAGAAUGAGAUAGAAGAAGAAAUGAAGAAAUUCACAAUUUAUAAAUAUAUAUAAAUAUAUAUAAAAAAAAUAUAUUUAUGUAUACGUAUAAAAGAGAAAAGAGCACGUUGUUCUCACAUUCAUUUCGAAAGACGCUGCGUUUCUGAUCCAGACCCAUUUUUGUUUCGUUGUUAGUUUGUACGCACUACGAUUAUCGCAACUUAUUGUAUUAUCGACGAGAUACUGUAACAAACAAAAAUACUGUUAACUAUUCUUAAAAAAAUUAAAACUUUUGUAAACUGAGA
Molecule: messenger RNA, 10244 nt
Organism: Temnothorax curvispinosus
Lineage: Eukaryota; Metazoa; Arthropoda; Insecta; Hymenoptera; Formicidae
Product: phosphatase and actin regulator 1
Exons: 15
Coding region: 1659-3959 (766 amino acids)
Biological process (GO): actin cytoskeleton organization
Molecular function (GO): actin binding
Source: RefSeq, a predicted model, not a curated record